AGUGACACCCGAAACUGCAUCGUCCACUUCACUUCUCUUCCAAGAAAUUAUCUGCCUUCCCUGGUAUUACUUACUUAAAUGACUACGAAGAACAAAAAGCAUUGAUUUCAAAGGAAAGCUAACUUGAUAUAAUAGAUUUAUCCAGGUGCUUUUCUUUCUAAAACUGAAGGCUGAAAUGUGCCGUUGUUGCAAGAGUUUCGCCCUCCUUCCUGCUUUACUCGCUAUUCUCUCUAUAUCCACAUUUAUCCUAACCUACACAGUCUCGCUAGUAGAGGAUGAUGUCAGUCCAUGGUUCCCAAGCAUCAGUCAGACCGGCGAUAAAGUUCCAGAGAGUAACAUAUUCAGUCAGCUGUUCAACAUUUGCAGUUUUGUGUUUGUUUUGACGCUUUUCGUUAGGUUCCUACAGUUGAGGCACGAUUCGGACUGGAAUGAGGAAGCGAGGCCGCUUCUACUCAGACUUAAUAUUACAUCCUUGGUGUUUGGCCUGCUGGCUGGCUUGGGAGCAAGCCUCGUUGCAAACUUCCAGGUUGAUGCUGUUACAAUAGUCCAUUUGACUGGGGCAGUGAUGGUAUUCCUGUGUAGUGUCUUCUAUUGCUGGAUUCAGACGCUUAUCACUUACAAAAUGAUGAACUGUGGACUCAAUUCUGCAGGGCUCUUUGUGAUAAGGUCCGCACUUAGUGGAGCAUCUACUGUCUUCUUUAUUCUAACUCUAGUUGGAAGGGGAUAUGCCCAAUCAAAGUGGCAAUCAGGGCACCCAAAUUCAGAUUUACGUCCCACAUGGAAGCCAGGUGAGACUGGGUAUAAAUCUCAUAUCAUGAGUGAUGCAGCAGAGUGGCUGAUGGCUAUAACCAUCCUGGUAUUUAUUACUACCUUUUUCGGGGAAUUCCGAAGCAUCAAGAUGAAACUGAUGGUCUCCCGGAGAAGUGAAUCUCCUGUUCCACUAAGUGUAUCAGAAGAUAGUAUGAGGAGUCCUCUCCUGUUGUAAGGCUAGCUGAGUAUGGAAUAGCCUCGACCCCAUGUAUACAAAACAACAUAGUUCCCUACCCUAGAAGGGAAAGUUACUCAAAGUUACUAUCGAAAGUGACAUACGAAACUGCAUCGUUUGCACUUUACUUCUCGUCCAAGCAUUUAUUACUACCUUUUUGGGGGAAUUCCAAAGCAUCAAGCUGAAACUGAUAGUCUCCUGGAGAAGUGAAUCUCCUGUUCCAAAUGUAUCAAAUUAUAAUAUGAGGAGCCCUCUCCUGUUGUGAGGUCAGUUGAGUAUUAACAUCAAGUCAUUGUGAUGUCUCAUCAUCACAUGUUAACACAGGAACAGUUGGGGACAGGCUGCAGGCCACCCCAUAAAUUGUUAAGAGGACUGCCAGCCCCCCUAAAAAUGAGUAAGCUUACAGCUUUAGUGCAUAGGCAUCUGUAGUAACAUUUGCUCAUGAAAUAGAAAUAAUAGCAAAGAUAUGAAAGAUUCAAUUUUGCUUCCAUUAAAAAAUCUUUCUUUUUUUA
Messenger RNA from Nematostella vectensis (starlet sea anemone), 1497 nucleotides. Its product is annotated as DNA damage-regulated autophagy modulator protein 1. The transcript has 2 exons. The record is from RefSeq and is a predicted model, not a curated record. Bases 176 to 985 code for a protein of 269 amino acids. NCBI's taxonomy places the organism in Eukaryota, Metazoa, Cnidaria, Anthozoa, Actiniaria, Edwardsiidae.